UCUUACUCAUGGUUCAAUUUCCCCACCCCAAAAGCUUGCUAAAAAAAGAAAACCUUUUGGUGUUCUGUGCUACACAAAGCUAGCUUUCAUCAGAGGAAAAAUGGAGCAGAAACCGAGCAGGGAGCAACUCAAAGGCCAAACAAGGCUACCAAAGUUUGCAAUCCCAAAAUUCUAUGAUAUUUACCUCAAACCUGAUCUCUCUCUGUGCAAUUUCUCUGGUACAGUUUGCAUUAACCUUAGCAUCACCGAACCUACCAACGUCAUCCUCUUGAAUGCUGUGGAACUUACUGUCAGUGAAGUCUGGUUCAAGAACGCUGAGAGUAAACAGUACCAUCCUUGUGAUGUCAGUUUAGAUGAUGAUAGUGAGAUACUUUUUUUGGUCUUCCAUGAAAAGCUUGGUGUUGGUGAUGGAUUGCUGGGGAUUGAGUUUUCUGGGGCUCUUAAUGAUCAUUUGAGGGGGUUUUAUAGAUGUACAUAUGUGGAUAUGGGAGAGAAGAAGAAUAUGGCAGUUACACAAUUUGAAGCCGUGGACGCAAGGCGGUGCUUUCCAUGCUGGGAUGAACCUGCUCUUAAGGCUACCUUCAAAAUAACAGUGGAUGUCCCUCUAGAAUUGAAAGUGUUGUCUAACAUGCCCGUUAUUGAUGAAAAGUUUGAUGGGAACAUUAAGACUGUCCAUUUUGAGGAAUCCCCUGUCAUGUCAACUUAUUUGGUUGCUCUUGUUAUCGGUGUGUUUGAUCACAUUGAAGCUACAACGGCUGAUGGUGUUAAGGUUCGCGUAUACUGUCCAGUGGGCACGAGUGAUAAAGGGAAGUUUUCUUUAGAUGUUGCUGUUAAGAUGCUUGAACUAUUUACUGAAUACUUUUCAAUGCCAUACCCACUUGCUAAACUUGAUAUGGUUGCUGUCCCUGAGUUUUCUGGUGGAGCUAUGGAGAAUUAUGGUUUGAUUACAUAUAGAGAGAAUGAGUUGCUUCACGAUGCUAAACUUUCAACAACUGCUAAAAAACAGCACCUGACAAUUGUUGUGGCGCAUGAAGUGGCCCAUCAAUGGUUUGGCAAUCUGGUAACAAUGGAAUGGUGGACUCAUUUAUGGCUAAAUGAGGGUUUUGCAACAUGGGUUAGUUAUAUGGCCGCUGACAGAAUAUUUCCUGAGUGGAAACUGUGGACUCAGUUUCUUCAACUAAGUACUAGUGGCCUAGAGAUGGAUGCACUGGAACAAUCACAUCCAAUUGAGGUGGAUAUACACCACGCUCGUUCAGUUCUUGAAGUUUUUGAUGCCAUUGGUUAUUAUAAGGGAUCUGCUAUCAUUAGAAUGUUGCAGGGAUAUCUUGGGGAUGACAUGAUCCAGAAUUCCUUGAGGGCAUACAUGAAAAGAUAUGCUUGGAGUAACGUCAAAACAGAAGAUUUUUGGAGCGCUCUUUCUAAGGAAUCGGGAGCUCAAGUAAACUCACUAAUGGAUAGUUGGACAAAGCAAAAAGGCUAUCCAGUUAUCUUUGUAAAAUCUCAAGAUCUUAUUUUGGAAUUUGAACAGUCACAGUUUCUCUUGUCUGGUUCCCGUGGUGAUGGGCAAUGGAUUGUACCAAUAACCCUAUGCCUUGGCUCAUACGAUAGGCGCAAGAAUUUCCUUAUGGAUUCAACAGUUGAAAGGGUGGAUAUAUCAGAGCUUUUACCUUCUCCUGAUGACAAUUCAGAGUCGUUCAAAGGAACAAAUGAUGAACAUUUUUGGAUCAAAGUUAAUGUUGAGCAGAGUGGUUUUUAUAGAGUAAAAUACGAAGAUAAACUGGCAGCUCAAUUGAGGAAGGCAGUAGAGAACAACUGCUUGUCAGCUACAGAUAAAUUUGGCAUUUUGGAUGAUACAUAUGCCCUUUGUGUGGCUUGUGAGCUACCAUUCUCUUCUUUGCUUAGCUUGAUGGAUGUGUACAGAAAAGAGCUUGAUUACAUUGUAUUGUCAAAACUCAUCGAUGCCUGUUAUAAUGUUGUGAAGAUCGCAAGAGAUGCCAUUCCUGGUUCAGUAAAAGAAAUGAAAGAAUUUGUCAUUGGGAUUCUUCUAUAUGCUGCUGAAGAACUAGGCUGGGAACCAGUUUCUGGAGAGAGUCAUCUAAGCGCGUUGUCGAGGGGAGAAGUUUUUAUGGCCUUGGCUGAUUUGGACCAUAAGAAAACUCACGAAGAAGCAAUGCAGCGUUUUCAGAUGCUAAUAAACGAUGGCAACACCGAGUGUCUUUCAGCCGACAUGAGAAGGGCAGCAUACAUUGCCAUAAUGAGGAAUUGUAGCACCUCAAAUAGAAGUGGACUUGAUUCGCUUUUGAAGAUUUAUAGGGAAGUUGAUACCGUGCAAGAGAAGGAACGGGUUCUGAGAUAUUUGGCAUCAUGUCCAGACCCAAAUAUAGGUGUAGAGGUUCUGAACUUUUUGGUGUCUGAUGAGGUUCGAGAUCAAGAUAUCAUUUACGGAUUAGCUGGAAUAAGUACAGAAUGCUGUGAAAUAGCUUGGGAAUGGUUGAAGGAGAAUUGGGACCUAAUAUUGAAGAGGCAUGGUGAUGGGAUGCUACUUACUCAUUUCGUCAGAGAUAUAGUCACGCCGUUUGCAAGCAAUGAAAAGGCUGAUGAGGUUGAAGCAUUUUUCAUGGAUCGCGUGCAUCCAUCGAUUGCUAUGACUUUGAAGCAAAGCAUAGAGCAAGUCCGAAUCAAAGUAAGGUGGGCUCACAGUAUACAGCAAGAACAAUCUCUUGAAGAUAUAAUAAAACAAUUAGCUUCCAGGGAGUGAUAGAUGUCUCUUCCCUUGUGAAUAUGUUAAGAAAUACAGAUUGCCACUAAAUCCAUCUAAUCCUCAUCAUGUCCCAAUUCAAUAGUGUGCACAAAUUGGAUGUAUAUACAACUAAAUUCCAAAUU
Molecule: messenger RNA, 2883 nt
Organism: Tripterygium wilfordii
Lineage: Eukaryota; Viridiplantae; Streptophyta; Magnoliopsida; Celastrales; Celastraceae
Product: aminopeptidase M1-like
Exons: 19
Coding region: 101-2758 (885 amino acids)
Biological process (GO): peptide catabolic process; proteolysis
Cellular component (GO): cytoplasm
Molecular function (GO): peptide binding; zinc ion binding; metalloaminopeptidase activity
Source: RefSeq, a predicted model, not a curated record